Molecule: messenger RNA, 806 nt
Organism: Herpailurus yagouaroundi (jaguarundi)
Lineage: Eukaryota; Metazoa; Chordata; Mammalia; Carnivora; Felidae
Gene: CUNH1orf146
Product: chromosome unknown C1orf146 homolog
Exons: 6
Coding region: 167-709 (180 amino acids)
Biological process (GO): synaptonemal complex assembly; reciprocal meiotic recombination
Cellular component (GO): chromosome
Source: RefSeq, a predicted model, not a curated record
AGUCCCGCGGCUGGGGCGGCCACGAAGACGGCUGUGCUUCUCUGCUCUGCCGCCGUACUUCCGCUACUCUUGGAAAGUUCUGGAAGUUGGGAGGUGACGUGGCACCACGGACUUGCUGGUCGGAUUGUGGCACCGUUAGAAGCUGGGUUGAUCCAAAGACAGACAGAUGGCUGAAAAUGGCACAAAAGAAAAAAUAAAAUGGACAACCACCAUUAUUAUUAGUUCAUCUCUUAAGAGUUGUGAAGUUGCAACUGCCCUAGAUCGAAGCCACAAGAUUCGGUAUUCAGAUUCAGUGGAAAAUGGAUCAAUUAUCUUUUCUCUUUCUGGAGUUGCAUUUUUAUUGAUGGAUGCUAAAGAAUGCUUUACAUCAGCUGAAGAAAUAUUUCUAGCCAAAAUUGAGAAGUUUACUAAUAUUCACCAAAAUAGCUUUUUGGUUCUGUCUGCUGCCUUCCAUGGGCCUGAGGAAUGGAAACUGAUGUUCAGGAUUCAGCAGAGAUUCCUGGGUAGUAACUUACGGAUACUUCCAGUACACAACACAGUAGAUGCUAUUAAUCUUAUGUGCACUAUAGCUAAGAUGGCCUCCAAACCAUACAUAGAUAACAUCUGCUAUAGAAUGGUAACAACUGAGGCUUACAUCAUUGAGCAAAGUCCUGUUUGGAAAACACUUCAAAAGUUAAAACUGAGUAGUGAUUCAUUUAACCCAAACUAGAGUAUCAAUUACAAAUGUCCUUUUGGAAGAAUAUUAAAAUAAUUAGACCACUUAAAUUAUAAUGUUAAAAUAUAUAUUUACUUUAAAGACUUUUGAA